Phytophthora nicotianae INRA-310 is the source of this 354-nucleotide messenger RNA. RefSeq lists its product as hypothetical. The record is from RefSeq and is a predicted model, not a curated record. The transcript is spliced from 2 exons. NCBI's taxonomy places the organism in Eukaryota, Oomycota, Peronosporomycetes, Peronosporales, Peronosporaceae. Bases 1 to 354 code for a protein of 117 amino acids.
AUGGCGGAUGUUCGUGUCCUGUUCGACCCAUUGAUCGACGACUACCUGGUCAUGGCCAGUCACCAACGUUUGAAGGCGCUUUGGUCAAGCGAAAGAAAAGAGGACAGCUACGCGGUCGAAAUUCUCCGAGGGAGCAAGAAGAAGCGCAACGCUGUGGCACAAUCGGUGAGCUACAGCGAGCUUGCGAAGAUGGUGCCUCCAACCUCGAAUACGGUUGAGCGCCUCUUCUCGCAAUGCAAGCUGAUUUUGACGCCCCAGUGUGCGUGUUUGUUGCCUGCCAACUUCGAAAUUCUGGCAUUUCUGCGAGUCAACCGCGACUUGUGGAAUGCAUCAACUCUUGUUGACGUCGAGUAG